AUGGUUGAUGCUACCACCGGCUACGAGAGGUUGACAUUCCUAGAUGCAUACUCGGGGUACAAUCAGAUUCCUAUGGACCCCGAAGAUGAAGAAAAAACGGCUUUUAUUACAGAAAAGGGAACUUAUUGUUACAGGGUCAUGCCCUUAAGACUGAAGAAUGCUGGAGCUACUUAUCAACGCCUUGUCAAUAAGAUAUUCGAUAAUCUGCUGGGAAAGACAGUUGAAGCAUAUAUAGAUGACAUGGUGGUUAAAAGUGUGAAGAAAGAAGAUCAUCCGAAGCAUCUACAGGAAGUUUUCAACACUUUAAAGAAGUACAACAUGAAGUUGAAUCCAUCAAAGUGCUCCUUCGCGGUAUCAUCAGAUAAGUGCAAACCAUUCUUCGAUGCUAUACGAUCCAAGAAUAAAGAUAUAUGGGGACCUCAGCAGAAGGAGGCCCUCAGUCGGUUGAAAGGUUACAUGGCUGAACCACCCAUUCUAUCCGCUCCAAAACCCGGGGAGGUUCUUAUUAUGUACUUGGCAAUUUUUAAUACAUCGACAAGUGCAACAUUGAUUAGAAACGAAAGAAAGAGGCAAUAUCCAAUCUUCUACACAAGUAAGACUAUGACAGAUGCGGAGACCUAUCCUAUACGGGGUAUACUCUCUAAGCCUAAUUUAUCUGGGAGAAUUACCAAGUGGGCUAUCGAGCUAAGUUCCGUCGACAUAACCUAUGAGCCAAAGGUGUCGCAUAAAGGACAAGCCGUAGCGGAUUUCCUUCUUGAGUAUGAAGAUACUCCUGAAGAACCGGCACACCCAGAACCACAGUGGGAACUUCGAGUCGAUGGUUCCUCGAAUCAAGCAAGUGCAGGAGUAGGCGUUGUAAUGUCAACUCCUGAAGGCACCAAGCUGCAACAAUCUAUCUGUUUGAAGUUCCCAGCUACGAACAAUGAAUUGACAUGUCAGUACCACCCAAAAGAGGAAAGAAUGAAAGCAUAUAAAGAAGUUGUAGAGAACGUUGCACGGGGAUUCGAUCAGAUCGAAUUUUAUCAAGUACCUCGUGUUGAGAAUGCCGAAGCAGAUCAAUUGGCCACAUCAGCGUCAUCUUCAAAUGAGGAUUUGAUUCGGAUUGUGCCGAUUGACGUUCUGGACGAGCCCAGCAUUAAUCCUCCGCAGGAAGUGAUGGUAAUUCCAGUUAUUCCUCGGGAACCAUGCUGGAUUGAUCCAUUGGAAGCCUACCUCAAGCAUGGGGUUCUUCCAGACCAGAAGUCCGAAGCACGGAAGCUCCGUAUCAUCGCAGCUAAAUAUGCCAUCAUUAACAAUCAGUUAUACCGAAAGUCAUUUUCAGGUCUUUACCUGAAAUGUUUAAGCCCUACUGAGGCUCUUGCGGUGUUGAGACAAAUCUAUGACGGAGAUUGUGGUAACCAUUCCGGGGGCAGAUCCCUCGCGCAUAAAGUCCUGACUCAAGGUUACUUCUGGCCGUACUUGUCCCGGAAUGUAGAAGAGUAUACACGAAGGUGUGACAAAUGUCAACGUCACGGUCCUCUGAAGCAUCAACUUGCCGAAGAUUUGCACGCAAUGGUGAAUCCAUGGCCAUUCGCGCAAUGGGGGAUUGAUAUGGUGGGCCCGUUACCCAAGACUGUGGAACAAAAGGAGUGCGUGCUACUGGCUACAGAUUAUUUCACUAAAUGGGUAGAAGCCGAGGCCUACUCAAGUGUGACCCAUGAGCAGGUAAAAAGUUUCCUUUGGAACAACAUUAUUUACCGGUUUGGGGUCCCAAAAGUCAUUAUGAUGGACAAUGGUAAGAACCUCGAUAAUAGAAGUACAAGAAAAUUCUUUGCUGAGCAUGGAAUUGUACAAAAGUUAGCUGCGGUUAGUCAUCCACAAGGGAAUGGACAGGCUGAAAUAACUAAUCGGACAAUUUUUCAGUUGUUUAAAGAAGAAAUUGGAGAAACUCAAAACGAAAUGGUACGAGAAUCUCCCUCAGGUGCUUUGGGCGUACCGAACCACACCGCGGCGGCCUACGGGAGAGAGUCCCUUUACCAUGGCUUAUGGAUCUGA
Messenger RNA from Cornus florida, 2034 nucleotides. RefSeq lists its product as uncharacterized. Lineage: Eukaryota; Viridiplantae; Streptophyta; Magnoliopsida; Cornales; Cornaceae. The coding region runs from base 1 to 2034 and encodes 677 amino acids. The transcript has 4 exons. Gene Ontology annotation, biological process: DNA integration. The record is from RefSeq and is a predicted model, not a curated record. Gene Ontology annotation, molecular function: nucleic acid binding.